This is a messenger RNA of Cylicocyclus nassatus, 732 nucleotides long. The record is from the annotation of a GenBank genome assembly. NCBI's taxonomy places the organism in Eukaryota, Metazoa, Nematoda, Chromadorea, Rhabditida, Strongylidae.
GCGGCUUCUGCGUCUGGAACCUUCUCUGGCCCUGAGGGCUCGUAUCGAUCGCUGGUCAGCAGCAGUUGAGCAGCUUCAGCCGCUCUACGAAUGGCAUCAUAACGCACACGCGGAAUGAUUCCUCUUCUCACUGUUCUUCUUCAGCUGUUCGAUCUGCUUUCAGCCCAGCUUGAAAGCUCGAUGGGAAUGCAAUCGAAUUUGGAUGCACCACCAAAACAGUUACCACAAUGUUCAGGAGAAUGGCAAUGGCCUUGUCGAAAUGGUGAAUGUAUAGCACGUUAUGAUGUUUGUGACGGAAUUCCACAAUGCUCAGACGGAUCAGAUGAAUGGAAUUGCGAAAAUUGGAGAGCAAGACAAAACCAAUAUGAUGGUGGAUUACAAGGAAAUGUAAACCGCCCAGUACCUACUACACAAGCAACGCCUACUACAGGGGCGCCCGAAGAUAGUUCCACAUGGCUGCCCACAAAAGAAGAAUUUUUGAUAUUGGCAGCUUUUGCAGUUUUGGCCGUGUUGAUAGUGAUGGUCAUUCGACGACGUGCACGAGCAAAAGUACUGGCGCGCAAUCGCCGUGGCAAUCUGCUACAGGCUGAUUCCGAUGAGGACGAUAUUCUGAUCAGCUCAAUGUACUCAUAGAAGCCAAAAGAAGAAAUUGCUAAACUACGCGUUGUUCAUCUCGCUUUGACGUUCUCGACAAUUUGCACAAGCUAGACUAGUUCCACGGCGAGUCUGAAA